UGGAACGGUGAUGAGUUAAUUUUAAAAUUGAGCGCAUCGUUGGCACACACUGUUUUUUUCUUUCGUUGUGUUGGCUGUUUCCAUUUAAAAUCGUAUUCGCUCGUUGGUUCGCAUACAGGUUUGUGGCAGUUGUUUAUUCGUCGCGGCAAGCUAACAAUCUUGUGCUCACUCUUGGCCACAACAUUACGUUUCGUACAUGAUACCUGCCUUUCGCGUUGUCGUCAGUCAUUGUGCCGUGAUAACUCCGCGGUGGCUGUGCGUUUUCUUGGGAUGCGCUAAAAUAAAAUCUUUGCUUGACUGUGUUAUCAUAACGCAAAGCGACGUAACGUAGCGUAGCAUAAUUUUGUCGAUACUUUUUUGUGUUGUUUUUUUUUUCUUAAAGAGGGAGUGUGAGUUGUUAGGGCAUCCAUCCCUUCAUGUUUUUGUGAGAGUGUGAGUGUGUGUGUACGAGUAUAUGUGCGCGAGUGAUACUAUAGUGCGGAAUAAGCUGCUAUACAUAACACAAUACGGACAAUGGCAAAUGGGAGCAGGCAUUAGCACAGCAGUAGCAGCAGCCCCGCUAGCAACAAUUUCAACAGCAAUCCAAUCCAGUGCAGUCCUCAGUAAGUGCUUGUGAUAUUGGCGACGGCGGAUAUUCAAACUAAGAAAACAAAAAAACAACAGUGGAUUUAUAAUAACAAAUUUUUGGUUUACUGGUUGUUGGCAUUCCGUUCGCUUGUCGGUUGGACGUUUUAUCCGGUCGUUUUUGGUUUAGCUUGCUCUACCAACACACACUCAAUUAUAUUUGCUCCAUUUGUGCGCGACUGUGUGUUUGUGUGUGAGAGAGUGUGGGCCGGCAUUCGGUGACGGGGUUCUCAUAUACAUUUCAAUAUCAGUUUCGCUCCAUACAGCUGCUCAUUGGUAGUCGUCGUCUGCAGCCGCCACUUGAGGCUAGUUUGUGAUUAUACCCCGUGCAUAGCAGAAAUCGCGAAGCGCAGACAAAAAAAAACUACAAUAACCAACCAAAAAAAGAGAAAAAUAUUCGCUGAAACUCCUAAUCAAGUCAAAUUGAAACUUCAUCAUAUAGCAACGGCAACGGCAGUCAACGUACAUAUCCAACCAAUCAUUACCAAAUGGGGAAUCUCAAUACCCCCAUGUAGGGUUCGAAGAGUGUAUAAUAAGAAAUAAUUAAUAGAAAAGAAGUUCAAAACCAGUUCCAGCAUCACCAUAAACAUGUGAUAAUCGUAUUGAACAAAGCACAGAAAAAAUUGUAACGCGAGUGUUGAAUCCGGAAACGUUGAAAAAGAAAAUUCCUUGAAAAAUAUUCUAAAAAAGAAAUAAAUCGCGGUAUUGAAAUUUUUUCCACAUCAUUAUCACAUUAACAAAAACCGCAAAAUUACCCAUCUCAUUGCCGCGUGUAUAGUAUGCGAAUUUGUUCACAGUGGAUUCAACGAAUAAAAUGGCCGUUGGACCGACGGAGGGCAAGCAACAACCUCCCACAGAAAAUUUCUCACCCGCACCCGCCCAUCAGAUCAUAGCACCCAGCCCCAUAUUGGCUAUACCGACGCUUGCCUUUUCCGCCGCCCAGGUGGAGAUUGUAUGCAAAACGCUGGAAGAUUCUGGCGAUAUUGAACGUUUGGCCAGAUUUCUCUGGAGUCUGCCGGUGGCAUUGCCCAACAUGCAUGAGAUAUUAAAUUGUGAAGCGGUGUUGCGAGCUCGUGCCGUUGUGGCAUAUCAUGUUGGAAAUUUCAGGGAACUUUAUGCAAUAAUUGAAAAUCAUAAAUUUACAAAAGCCUCAUAUGGAAAAUUGCAGGCAAUGUGGCUGGAAGCCCAUUACAUAGAGGCUGAAAAAUUACGAGGACGCUCACUGGGUCCCGUAGAUAAAUAUCGUGUAAGGAAAAAAUUCCCAUUACCGCCCACCAUCUGGGAUGGUGAGCAGAAAACGCACUGUUUCAAAGAACGUACGAGAAGUCUCCUACGUGAAUGGUACCUACAGGAUCCCUAUCCAAAUCCAACGAAAAAACGUGAAUUGGCCAAGGCGACGGGCUUGAAUCCCACGCAAGUUGGUAACUGGUUUAAAAAUCGUCGUCAACGUGAUAGAGCGGCGGCAGCUAAAAAUCGGUUGCAACACAAUCAAAAUUCUGGUAUGGGUUGUAGACGUCGUCCCGAUGGUGCUCCCUCACCCACACCCUCCGACACUUCGGAUUCGGAUAUAUCGCUGGGCACCCACUCCCCAGUGCCGGGCAGUUUGCAUUUACAACACAGUCCUGGCUCCACCUCGAACGGGGCCAAUGAUCGUGACGAAAGUCUCAGCAUUGAUGAUGACAAACCACGCGAUCUUUCCAACUCCCUGACAUCCAAUAAUUUACCUGCUUAUCCGACGGCUACUUUGCCACCCUCGUGUCUGCCUUCGUUCAAACUGGAUGCGGCUGCAACAAGUCUCUUCUCGGCGGGCUAUUUGCAAAGUUUUGCCAACUUCAAGGAGAUGACACAACAAUUUCCCAUACAACCGAUGGUCAUACGGCCACAUCCCCAAUUGCCGCAAGCCUUGGCCGGUCUGAAUGGUGGCAAUCAUUUGCAUCCCAAUUAUGCGUCGGCAGCCUAUGUGGUUGAUUGUUCGACGGCCCAAACAACGGCGGGUCAUCCACCAAAAAUAAGAGUCAAUUCACCGGAAAAACUCAAUCUGACAGCGAAUAGCAUAGCGGCCACAUUAACGGCGGCAGUGGCCCAUCACCCCCACCAUGCACACCAUGCGCACCUGCAGCACCAGCAGCAGCAUCACCAACAGCUUCAGCAACAACACCCACCUCCAACAACGGUUCAGAGCCAGCGCAGCAACAGCAGCCCCACCAGUGUCUCAUCCACCGCCUCUGCCACAUCGGUCUCAGCAGCGGCGGCGGCGGCAGCUGCUGCGGCCACCGCCUUGACUACACCCUAUCAUCAUGGCGCCCAAUUUCUGCAUCGGCCCUUCUCCACAUCGCCUGACAUUGUGAAGCACAGUGCCACUGAGAUAACAUGAUGAUGUCUACGCACAGCCAAGGUCUAGUAAGUCCAGGGACAGGCAGUAGGCAGCGCCGC
This is a messenger RNA of Stomoxys calcitrans (stable fly), 3057 nucleotides long. Its product is annotated as protein Optix. Gene Ontology annotation, molecular function: DNA-binding transcription factor activity, RNA polymerase II-specific; RNA polymerase II cis-regulatory region sequence-specific DNA binding. Lineage: Eukaryota; Metazoa; Arthropoda; Insecta; Diptera; Muscidae. The coding region runs from base 1439 to 2998 and encodes 519 amino acids. The record is from RefSeq and is a predicted model, not a curated record. Gene Ontology annotation, cellular component: nucleus; transcription regulator complex. The transcript is spliced from 4 exons. Gene Ontology annotation, biological process: regulation of transcription by RNA polymerase II.